Messenger RNA from Aedes albopictus (Asian tiger mosquito), 2839 nucleotides. Its product is annotated as ammonium transporter Rh type A. Gene Ontology annotation, biological process: ammonium homeostasis; ammonium transmembrane transport. Gene Ontology annotation, molecular function: ammonium channel activity. Bases 415 to 1965 code for a protein of 516 amino acids. The record is from RefSeq and is a predicted model, not a curated record. Gene Ontology annotation, cellular component: plasma membrane. Lineage: Eukaryota; Metazoa; Arthropoda; Insecta; Diptera; Culicidae. The transcript has 6 exons.
CACACACUAGACAAAGUCAGGCCCGGCCGGGCCGACAGUUGGUGAGAGCGCUACUCUUCUGCACGCUACGGUUUGGGGGUGGGGGACCUGGAUACAGCCAGGAGAUAAUCCACUUCAGAAAUUUGUUUGCUGUCCAUCAAAAUAAUCGUCGUAAUCGUAAUGCUGCCGUACGCGAAUCCCGUGUCGUCCCAUCAUCAGCGCCAGAAGCAGUACCAGCAUGGUUUCAGUUGGAUUCGGCCGGUCAAUUCAGUCGGCAAGAACGAUCGUCGGGGGAUCAGUCUACCGCGAGCCGUUGAACGGACAGCAGGGCCGGUGAAAAAUUCGGACGAAAAGAUUUUUCUUUUAACAUCUGUCGGCCGUUGUCGGUUGGUUAACAUUGAACUGUGCAAGAAGUGACCACGUGAUCUAAGAAAAAUGCAUACUCCCGGGUCGUCUGUGUCCGGAUAUGUGCUUCUGCUGCUAGUGCAGAUAGUGUUCAUUAUCGUGUUUGGAUUCUUCACGGAGUAUUCUAAGGAGUUACUACCAAAAAAUGCCACCGUUUCCGCUGCGAUGGAGGAAGGCCAUGAGGAGCAGCCGCUGCCAAAGUAUCCACAUUUCCAAGACAUCCACGUGAUGAUCUUCAUCGGUUUCGGAUUCCUGAUGACGUUCCUCAAGCGGUACGGUUUCAGUGCUUCGGGCCUGAACUUGCUAGUUGCGGCCCUUGCCAUCCAGUGGGCCAUCAUCAUGCGCGGUUGCUACGAAAUGGAAGACGGAAAGAUUCCUCUGUCAUUGGAUAACCUGAUUGGUGCGGACAUUGCCGCUGCUGCUGUGCUGAUCAGCAUGGGUGCUCUGCUGGGUCGUACAACGCCGAUGCAACUGCUGGUCAUGGCCAUAAUCGAAAUUGCUGUUUUUGCGGCGAACGAGUUCCUGCAGAUCGAACUGAUGAGAAUCGCUGAUGUCGGAGGAUCGAUCACGGUGCAUGCCUUCGGAGCUUACUUCGGACUUGCAGUGAGCUUUAUCCUGCGACCCAGCAAGGAGAACGCCAAAACUGGAGCCAUGGAGUGUUCGUCGUACAGUUCGGAUAUCACAGCCAUGAUUGGAACGAUUUUCCUGUGGAUCUUCUGGCCGAGCUUCAAUUCGGCACUGGUUGAUGGUGCGGAACAGGAACGAGCAAUCAUCAAUACCUAUCUCUCGCUGGCUGGCGCAACCGUUACCACCUUUGUACUGUCGGCCUUGGUAGCGCACGAGAAAAAGUUCGAUAUGGUCCACGUGCAGAAUUCAACCUUGGCUGGAGGCGUAGCCGUUGGAUCCAUUUGUAAUCUGCUGAUCCAUCCAUUCGGAGCAAUCAUGGUGGGAGUAAUUGCCGGAGUUAUCUCGGUCCUUGGAUAUCGAUUCCUAACGCCAGCAAUGUUGUCCAAUUUGCGUAUUUCUGAUACUUGUGGAGUCAACAACCUGCACGGAAUGCCAGCUCUUCUCUCAGCUGUAUUUUCCGCCAUCUAUGCUUCCCUGGCCACAACUGAAACAUACGGAAACACGUUAACCAGCAUAUUCCCGGCAAUGAAGCAGAAUUCUACGCUGACCGAGGAAGAUAUGCACGAAAUGGUCAUUGGGGGCUACGGUCGAAGUGCUGCCAAACAAGGAGCUUUUCAAUUGUUUGCCAUCUUACUCACGGUGGUGAUUGCCAUUGUUGGGGGUCUCUUCACAGGUCUUGUGCUGCGACACCAUUAUUUUGGAGGCAUCCUGAAACCGAGGGAUCUCUUCAUAGACGACCUCUGGUGGGGCGUUGAACCACUGGAACCAGAUACCGGAACCAUACAAAACGUCAUGGAUACGCCACGAGUCACUCACCCAACUGUGCGAUUAUCCAGCUCACCACAGGUUCCGUUUAUUAUCCUCAAAGCGGAUAUCAUAUUCAAGCGAGCAAAGAAGAAAUUCAACAAGCCUAGUCCUGAAGUCGCCGACCAUGCGCCAACUGGAAAAGGAUGAACACCACAAGGACGACGCCUACUGGGAAACGCCUGCUGAAUGCAAUGCUACGGAAACAGCCAAGUCGUGUUAGUUGCGUUCUACACGGAACAUUUAGACUCUUGUGAAGAGUGCCCAGUCAGUAUUUUAUAAAACAAAAAAACUAAACACAAUAUGUGUAAAACAAUGUAUACGAGCUUGAAAUGAGUACAAUAUAACUGCACUAUGCGCUAAGCGGAUAAGUGCCAUAAAAGUUGAAUAAAAUUCUACUAACCUUUGGAAAUAAGUCGUUUGCAAUAAUUAUCACCUUUAAGAUAACGGGUGUCCACUAAAUAACGAGAAUGGUUUUAGCAACUGAUUAAAAAAUUACAAGCGCCCAUAGAGAAAAGUUUUUUUAUGCAAAACAAUCAUCUAUCUAUCCACAAAGUCAGCGUAUUUUUUAUUUUGUUUCAACUUAUUCUGUUCUGUAGAAAACGACAUUGAAACAGGAAGCACUAGUUAAGCGCCUUGGACGGCUCUACCGAUUGCUAAAAAAACCGUAAAAAAGUUAAAAGAAAACCUAAAAUCUGUCCAGUUUUGAAUGAACUCUACAACCUGGCAUCCCUAGAAACAGAUCCUGAUGGAAAUAGAUGUAAACUAGCUAAAUCAAUAAGCAUGAAAUCAUUUCACAUCAUUAAACGUACUUUUGCGUCAUGGGCUGGAUAAAUCAAUAGAAUGCCGUGUAAAAUAUCAAAUAUUCACAUCAAAUCACAUUUACACGUUGGACAACAUGUAAAUGGUUUGUUAUAAAAUAAAAUAGCACACAAAAAGGUCAACAAUGAACCGCAGUGCACAAAUUACAUUGACACGUUUUUAUGAUACAGAAAAAUGGCAUUUUUUGGAAAUUUCAAUAAAC